Falco peregrinus (peregrine falcon) is the source of this 2712-nucleotide messenger RNA. It is a transcript of the gene ARL13A, whose product is annotated as ADP ribosylation factor like GTPase 13A. Lineage: Eukaryota; Metazoa; Chordata; Aves; Falconiformes; Falconidae. The transcript has 9 exons. Gene Ontology annotation, cellular component: ciliary membrane; non-motile cilium. The coding region runs from base 328 to 1449 and encodes 373 amino acids. Gene Ontology annotation, molecular function: GTP binding; GTPase activity. The record is from RefSeq and is a predicted model, not a curated record. Gene Ontology annotation, biological process: receptor localization to non-motile cilium; non-motile cilium assembly.
UAAGCAGGGGCCGCACAGUGGGGACAAGCGGGUGAGAGGCUGACUGGCACUUCUGAGAUGCAAGAAGGGGCUGCCAGGGCAGGGUCUGGCUGUGGGGUCUGUGCCCGUGGAAUAUUGUCCAGGGGGCUGGGAUUUAUUCCCAGGCUUGGUUUGUGCGUACCAGGCUGGAGGUAGCAGUGCUGGGCCAUGGGAAGGGGCACACUGUGGUGAGAUGCUCCCCACCAUGGGGAGAAAGCACAGGUAGGAGGACAAAGCACGGGGACACGUCGGGGUGUUUGCUUCGUAGGUGUCGAAGAGAGGCCAUCCCUCCGCACCCGGCUGCCGAGCAUGUUCCACCUCUUCUCUCACUGCUGGUCGUGGCUGAAGGCCAUACAAGAACCCAUCAGGAAGGUGACCUUACUUGUCUUGGGGCUGGACAAUGCGGGGAAAACCUCUGUCAUCAUGGACUUAGAGAGAGCGCUGGCCGGUGAAGUGCUGCCCGCGGCGCAGCCCGGCCAGACCUGCCUGCGGGUGGACAGGUUCGAGGUGACACUGGUGGAUCUGCCCGGGGGCCAGCGCUCCCGCAGCGCCUGGCGCAGCCACUACAGCACAGCACACGGGCUCCUCUUCGUCCUGGACUCCAGUGACCUGGCGCGGAUAGAGGAGGCCCGCAAGGUCCUGAGCCGCGUCCUGAGCCAUCCCGAUGUCUCCGGGAAGCCCCUCUUACUGCUGGCCAACAAGCAGGACGCGGCGGCCGCGCUGCUGCCCUGCGAGCUGAUCGAGCGCCUGUCCCUGGAGCGGCUGGUCAACGAGAACCGCUCGCCCUGCCGCAUCGAGCCCUGCGCCGCCAAGCGCGGCCCCCCCGCCGGCCCGGGCCGCGCCACCCUGCAGGGGCUGCGCUGGCUGCUCCGCGCCGCCCCCGCCGCCCCCGCCGCCGCCACGCCGCCCGGCCCCGGCCCCAGGGCCGCCCGCGGCCGCCCGCCCGCCCGCAGGGACCCGCCGCUCCCCGCGGAGGAUGCCCGAGGCGGCGCGGGGAAGACGGAGGAGGACCGGCCGCUGCGGCCCGGCCGCCGCCUCCCGCCCCCGGAGGAGAGCACCAAGGGCCCCGGCAGGAGGAAGAGGAAGGUGAAGGUGAAGAAGAAGGGCUUGGGGCAGCCAAGCCCAGAUGAGGGGCCGGAGGGACCCAGAGGAGGGGGCGACAGCCAAGCAAGUGCUGCCAGAGGGCUGCUGCCCCACAACAGUGUUGGGCAGGAGGAGCCCACAGCCACCAGGAUGGCUGCCCCCCACCCAGUGCAGGGCAUGAAAAAGAAAAAGAAGAAGAAAAUCAAGAAUAAAAUCAAGUCACAGGAACCUGCUGCAGAGCAGCAGCGUGAGGAGGUCUCAAGCACCUUUGACUUGUACCGCCGGGCGAUGCUGGCUCUGAAGAUGAGGCAGGAGCAGAGGAAGCAGUCAUCUGCCAUUGCCCCCUGAGCAGGGAAGGUACAUCCCAGGGGAUGUGUGGUUCCAGGGGAGCCCAGACUGCAGUGGCAGUGGGACCCAUGUGCGUGCAGAGCUUCUGGUGUGCUUGGCCAGGGUUGGCAAUCCUCAGCCACGGGUCCUGAGGCAUAAACAGCAUCAUUGUCCUCUGCAUGGCUUGAAAACCGGGGAUCCACUGGAGCAAGCCAAAAGUCCCUUUGUAAGAUGCCUCUGUGGCAGCCGGGCUGCAAACCCAUCUGAAAAGGGAACAGUCGGCCACUUGCCGACCCCGUGUUAAUAUUCUGUGGAAGACUCAGUCUGAACCUGACCACGUCUGCGGAAGAGAGGAAGAUCAGAGCAAAUAUCCCAGGGGAAAAGCCUGUCUCUUGAAUUGACCUAUGCCCAGACAAAGCUGUCUUUGCAGGUCAGUCCCUGGCUGCUGCCUGGACAAGUCUCCCUUCCUGCUGGUGAAGGUGGGAGGGUAGUCAUGGAUGGUCUGCACAAGAGCUUUACCCAGCUGCCAGCCACAUCUAGCAGGGCUGUCGGGGGCCCUCUCACGUGGUGGAGGAGGGUGAUGCCUGUGUUGUCUAGGCAUCCUUGCAGCCCUUGGUGAAGGCUUAGCUCAACGGCAGCUGGUGGUAGAGGCUGCUGGACGUUCCUUCCCCAGGACUGUUCCUCCUGAGCCUGCCAUCCUUCCAGGAGGGACAGCAGUGCCCUGCAGGUGAUGCAGAAUCCUCCUGUGUCACUGACAGCCUGGUCCCCUGCAGCCCCGGGCAGUCCCUGACCUGUGCUCAGCUCAGCUCUGAGAUGGGAGAAGGAGCAGCACCCACAUCCCAACACAACCUGCCUGUGGCCCACACCACCACAGAGCCAUGCUGUUGUGGGGGCUGGGCUGUGCCGAAGGGCUCAUGCUGCCCGGCUCCAGCUGGGUGCACGUGUAGGGAAGCCACCCGUCAGCCCUGGAAACACUUCGCAUGAAAUCAGGAGUGCAGCAAUUUUCCUUUCACAGCUGCAACAGCGUUAGGACGUGAACUGAGCUCAGCAGCAAAGCAUGUGUCGUCUCUGCUCCCAUGAUUACUGAUUAACAGGCGAUGCCUUUGUAAUCCAGGGGAAGAAAAAACAUUAAAGGCGUUUCCUUGGCAGGGCUGAAAAGGGAAAAGCAGAGAAACUCUGGCUACUCUGCUUUGCCAGUCUGUUGUGAAGUUCUAACUCUGCCACAUUCAAAUGUCAGUGAUUAGGAAUUAAUCGUAAAUAAAUUGUAAAUGACAAGAGCACAAA